Molecule: messenger RNA, 462 nt
Organism: Dovyalis caffra
Lineage: Eukaryota; Viridiplantae; Streptophyta; Magnoliopsida; Malpighiales; Salicaceae
Source: the annotation of a GenBank genome assembly
UUUCGCCUUCCCACUAAUGAUAACACCAGCUCCACUGCCGUUGCCAAUGCUAAAGUCUCUGCCCAAGAAGCUGAAGUAUGGACACUCUGUAGGAUUUUCAAAAGAAAUGUGUCAUACAGAAAAUACACUCCAGAUUGGAGGCAAUUAUCAACUAAACGUCAACAACCACCAAUUGACACAAGCUCCAAGAUAUGCAGUCAAGUGGAGUCUAAUUACACUCAAGAAAGCUACAUGAGUUUUGGUGCUCCACUCAUUCAACAUUACGAUAUUAAGCCUCCAGUUAAUCAUGUCAACGAAGGGAAACCACUGCAUGUAGACCAGCUGAGCUACACAGCUCAGCCACCAUCUAUGGCUUCAUCCUCAAACAUUUCCAGCCCAUAUGGCAAUGAGAUUUUUACGAAUGGGGACUGGGAUGAGCUUAGAUCAGUUGUAGAUUGUGCUUUUGAUCCCUUUCUCAUGUGA